This is a messenger RNA of Blastocystis hominis, 1373 nucleotides long. RefSeq lists its product as hypothetical. The coding region runs from base 1 to 1371 and encodes 456 amino acids. Gene Ontology annotation, biological process: proteolysis. Lineage: Eukaryota; Bigyra; Opalinata; Blastocystidae. Gene Ontology annotation, molecular function: metalloaminopeptidase activity. The record is from RefSeq and is a predicted model, not a curated record. The transcript is spliced from 6 exons.
AUGUCCGAAGUCGAUAAGGAGGUACUUGUGGAAAAGGAGAUUCCGAAAGAACAGGCUGAAGUGAAGGAGGAGCCUGUCGCGGCUGAAUUGCCGAAAGAACAGCCGGAGGAUGAAAACAACGAGGAUGAAGAGAAGGUCUCCGAGAAGAAGAAGAAGAAGAAGAAGAAAUCGAAGAAGAAGUUCACAGGUUCUAUUCUCCCCGAAUUGCGGUGCAUCGGCGGAUACGUCGAUUGGUACGUUCGAUCCGGCCAGACAGCCGAUCUCCAAACCCCUCUGGAUGCCAUCUACGGAAAGAAUUAUCCCGCUGGUCGCGUUGACUAUUAUGUGGAAACCGACACUCGCAAGCGAAUUACGGAUGAGGAAGCUCGCAUCCGCGACUCUUGCUACGAAGAUCAGAUAGAAUGCUACCGAAAAGCGGCUGAAGUGCACCGCCAGGCCCGUUCGUACAUCCAAGGCAAAAUUAAACCCGGGAUGAAGCUGUACGACAUUUGCUGCGACGUGGAAGAUCGCGUCCGCCAUCUGAUCAAGGAGAACGGUCCCUUGGCGGGUAUGGGCUUCCCGACUGGCUGCUCGAUCAACAACUGCGCCGCUCACUACACGCCGAACCCCGGCGACGACACGGUGCUCAAUCAGGGCGACGUUGUGAAGUUUGACUUCGGCACGCAGGUGAACGGAUACAUCAUCGACAGUGCAUUCACGAUCGCGUUCGAUCCGCAGUUCGACGAGCUGCUUCUGGCCUCCAAAGAAGCGACGUACGCUGGAAUCCGCGAGGCCGGCGUGGACGCGCGUCUUGGCGAGAUCGGCGGCAUCAUCGAGGAAGUGAUCUCCUCGCACGAAGUGACGAUCCGCGGCCGCACGUACCCGAUUCGCCCGGUUCGGAACCUGAGCGGGCACACGGUGGCGCAGGGCACGAUCCAUGCGGGGAAGUCGGUGCCGCUGAUUCGCGAGGAAGGCCACGAGCGAAUGCUGGAGGGCGAGGUCUACGCUAUCGAGACCUUCGCGUCGACCGGGCAGGGAAUGGUCGUCGAGAACGGCGAGUGCUCGCAUUUCGCGCUGGUGCCUGAGCAGUACGCGAUGCUGCGCACGCAGAAGGCGAAGGCGCUGCUGGCGCAUAUUCGGAAGACGUUCGGAACGCUGCCGUUCUGCCCGCGAUGGCUGGUGCGGCCCGAUGGAGGGUCGUUCGCGGUGAACGGAGACAAGGGACAGCAGAAGAUGUAUCAGGGAGCGCUGCGAAGUCUGGUGGAGCAGGGCGUGGUGCGGGACUAUUUGCCGCUGUCGGAUCAUAGAGGAAGCUAUGUGUCGCAGUGGGAACACACGCUUAUUCUGAAGUCCCACUCCAAGGAGGUGUUGUCGUGGGGAACCGAUUAUUGAGU